Aspergillus calidoustus is the source of this 1263-nucleotide messenger RNA. The record is from the annotation of a GenBank genome assembly. Lineage: Eukaryota; Fungi; Ascomycota; Eurotiomycetes; Eurotiales; Aspergillaceae.
AUGGACGACCAUCUGAUCAACCUGAGCGAUCUUCCUCCUGAGCUUAUUCUCCACAUUGGAAGCUAUCUCUGGUUGAAAGAUCUCAGUUCCCUAGUUCAAACAGCCAAGUAUUUCAACGCUCUUUUCACCUCUCGACUUUACGCUCUCGGCGCCAAACAUGUGGGACCGAGCACAUCCCCGCUGAUAUUGGCGGUGCAGAAUGGCCCGAUUACGGCCGUCGACAAGCUGCUGGAAAAAGGUGCAGAUCCCUCGAGGUAUUCCGGCGAUAUCAAUGCCUUCAUAGCAGCGGUGAAGGACUACAAGCCUAGAGCUUUGAAGAGGCUUCUUGCACCCGGCGUUAGUCCAUCUAUGCCGGUUACCGAGUUCAAGUCACUGCUGCAAAUGGCGGUUAUUCCCUACCGUCUGACCUUGCUGAAUUAUCUCUUGGAUGCCGCACCAGGAUACUACCCCGAUGAUGAUGGCGCAUGGAUCGAGGCCCUACAGUAUGCAAUACUUGAAUGUCGCUACCGCGCGGCCCACGUCUUACUGGAAGCUGCAAGGAGAAAUAUUUCGUCUCCCGCUCAGAAAAUAGACACAGAUACGAUCUACACCGCUGUGUACAGAGGAGACUGCGAUGCUAUACGGCUGCUCCUGGCCUUUGGUUGGGAUCCAAAUGCUUCCAUUGGUGUUACCACCCCCCUGCAUAUUGCCGCAGAAGCGGGGCGCGUAGAUCUUGUUAAACUUCUGCUGCGAUCUGGCGCCGAGGCCAAUGCCAGAGACAGGCAAAGCUCACCACCGCUUCUUGGGGCCACGGCAGGUCGACAUGCUAAAGUCGUUCAGCUUCUUCUCAAAGCCGGUGCUGAUGUCAACGCCGCCAAUUCAUUCGGCCAUACACCGCUGCAUGAGUGCGCGCGUCGGGAUUCUCUGCGGAUUCUCGACCUUUUACUCGAUGCUGGAGCCAGAGCCGAUAUCACAGAUCACACUGGAGUCGCACCCUUGCAUACGGCCAUCAGUCAUGGCGUGCCAGUAGAAAUGAUCGAGCGCCUUCUUGACGCCGGCGCCCGUGUCAACGGCCUCGACCCGCAUUUGCGAACUCCUCUUUUCCUGGCGGCCCAAAAAGGAGAUGCUCAUACUUUGAACGCUCUACUAUCUGCUGGGGCUGACAUCAAGCUAGAUGUGGAGCAGGGUUCUAUGAGCCCCCUGCACACGGCAGCUGUUGCAGGUCGGGCCGAAGUGAUCCAGCCGUUAGUCGGAGCUGGGAUGGAUAUCGAGGCAGUGGAUUAG